Corylus avellana is the source of this 826-nucleotide messenger RNA. Lineage: Eukaryota; Viridiplantae; Streptophyta; Magnoliopsida; Fagales; Betulaceae. The record is from RefSeq and is a predicted model, not a curated record.
GAGUGGAAGAGGGAGGAUAGUUUCCAGUGCAAUGGAGGUACAGAGUGUGCAAGCUAUUGCCUUCUCAUCUCUCACCACCAACACCAUCCCUGCUGAAUUCAUCAGGCCAGAGAAGGAACAGCCUGCUCUCACCACAUUCCGCGGCCCGGCCCCGGAGAUCCCAACCGUCGAUCUCUGCGACCCAGAUCAGGGGAACCUGGUCCGUUUGAUCGCAAAUGCUAGUAAAGAGUGGGGGAUAUUCCAGGUUGUCAACCACGGGAUACCUUCUGAUGUCAUCAGCAACUUGCAGGCUGUCGGAAAACAGUUCUUCGAACUCCCGCAGGAAGAAAAAGAAGCAUACGCCAAGCCCUGCGGCGCCCAGAGCGUGGAAGGCUACGGAAACAAACUCCAGAAAGAUCCCGACGGAAAAAAAGCUUGGGUGGAUCACCUUUUCCAUAGGACUUGGCCACCUUCGGUGGUCAACUACCGUUUCUGGCCCAAGAACCCUCCUUCUUACAGAGAGGCGAACGAAGUGUACGCAAAUUACGUACGUGAGGUGGCGGAUAAACUGUUCACAUGCCUCUCGCUGGGGUUAGGGCUGCGAGGAGAUGCACUAAAAGAAGCAGGCGGCGGGGAGGAGAUGGUAUUCAUGAUGAAAAUAAAUUAUUACCCACCAUGUCCUCAGCCUGAUCUAACGCUUGGAGUGGUGGCCCACACAGAUUUUUCCGCCCUUACCCUUCUUGUGCCUAAUGAGGUCCCCGGACUCCAGGUUCUCAAGGAUAACCGUUGGAUCGAUGCCAAGUACAUCCCUAAUGCCCUCAUCGUCCAUAUUGGUGACCAGAUUGAG